Molecule: messenger RNA, 4361 nt
Organism: Drosophila elegans
Lineage: Eukaryota; Metazoa; Arthropoda; Insecta; Diptera; Drosophilidae
Gene: dpp
Product: protein decapentaplegic
Exons: 3
Coding region: 1254-3068 (604 amino acids)
Biological process (GO): BMP signaling pathway; SMAD protein signal transduction
Cellular component (GO): extracellular region
Molecular function (GO): growth factor activity; cytokine activity
Source: RefSeq, a predicted model, not a curated record
CAGAAAGGCGUUAGUCGUUCAACAGCGCUGAUCGAGUUUAAAUCUAUAGCGAAAUGAGCGGCGGCGGUUGCGUUUGCGUCUGCGUCUGAACUGAACUGAACUGAACUGAACUGAACUGAAAGCCAAAUUGUAUCACUUGGCGCAACGCAAAGCUUUCAAGGAAAAUUCUCCUCCAAAUAAGUAUCUGACAGAAAUUCGCGACGCGUUAAAGAGAUACCCCAAGUGCGUGGCGGAAGCAAAAGAUAUUGAGGCAUUUAGUAGUAGGUUGUGCGCGAGUGUGUGCUUCUUCUGCGGCUGGGUGUGUGUGGAAUGUCAACUGACGGGUUGUAAAGGGAAACCCUGAAAUCCGAACAGCCAGAGCCAAAGCAAAUAAAGCUGUGAAUACGAAUUAAGUACAACAAACAGAUACAGCUACAGAUACAGAUACAGCUAGAGAAACAGAUAUACUGGAGAUGCCCCAGUGAAGUGUGUGUUGUUGUGGCAGUUGAAAACUAUGUGGAUUAUUUUCGAAUCGUCAGCCGAAGGAGCAGCCGGGUGACAGGUGCAUCCACAACCGCAUCCGCAUCCGCAUCGGCAUCCGCAUAUCCGUAUCCGCACUGCAGCCCAAAUAUCCAAGGGUGUCAUGUGCCGCGGCAUUACGACCGCAGCCACAUCUACCGACCAGGUGCGCCUCGAAUGCGGCAACACUAUUUUCAACAAGAACUCAAUCUACUUCAUCUACAAUUAUCGAAGGAAAACCGAACUCAGAACAGAAAUCAGAACAGAUAUCGGAAGAGAAAACAGUAGCCGACGCGGGCCCACAAGAAACAUCCCUAUCAGAUAUUUACACAAGCGUGAUUUAUUUGAAAAGCGAAACGGCCGUGCAGCAGUGCCAUAAACAUCUGUAAAUUGUGCAAAUAUAUCCAAGUGUAACCGAAAGCCGCCCGCCGCGAUAACGUCUCCCAUUCCCAUACGCAUACCCAUUUCGAUUUUGAUUUCGAUUCCAAUUCCAAUUCCAAUACCCCGAUCCCCCAAUCCCGUCAUAAAUUCAGUGGAACGAAAAGUGUACGAGACAGUUGGUCGCUCCUAUUUUGCUUGCUUUCCGGGCGAUCCAUCACACGGCUUUCGAAUUAAUAACCGAACACAUGUCGCAUCGAUAUUCAACUUGAGCGAUACGGGCACCCGGAGAUCCAAUAUCAAUACCAUACCAUACCAUACCAUACCAUACCACUCGACCAUAGGAAACUUUAUAAGACUGAGAGUUGCAAGCGACCAUGCGCGCAUGGCUUCUACUCCUCGCAGUGCUGGCGACCUUUCAAACGAUCGUUCGAGUUGCUAGCACCGAGGAUAUAUCCCAGAGAUUCGUCGCCGCCAUAGCUCCUCUUCAUUUGGAAGGAUCUUCACAAUCGGUAUCACCAUCGGAAUCGGGAUCAGGUGGAGCAGUAUCAAGUGCCGAAUCCACCAGCACAGCAUUAGCAAAAGCAUUUAAUCCAUUUAACGAAUUAUCAUCGUUCAGUGAUAGUGAUAAAAGCCAUCUGAGAAAAACAAAAAACAAAAACAAAAACAAAUCUAGCAAAAGUGACGCGAACCGACAGUUCAACGAAGUGCAUAAACCAAGAACAGACCAAUUAGAAAAUUCCAAAAAUAAAUCUAAACAAUUAGUUAAUAAACCCAAAUCCAAACCCAAACCCAAAAUGGCUGUCAAUCAAAACAAGAAGAAGCACCAUCAUCAUAACCACAGCAAUGGCCAUCACAAGCAGGCAAAGGCAUCCAGCAGCCAGUCCACAGAAUCUCAUCAAUCAUCCUCGAUUGAAUCAAUCUUCGUGGAGGAGCGUGAGCCCACACUCGGGCUCGAUCGCGAGGUGGCCUCCAUCAAUGUGCCGGCCAAUGCCGGAGCCAUCAUCGCCGAACAGGGCCCAUCAACCUACAGCAAGGAGGCGCUGAUCAAGGACAAACUCAAGCCCGACCCCUCCACUCUAGUCGAGAUCGAGAAGAGCCUGCUCUCGCUGUUCAACAUGAAGCGGCCGCCCAAGAUCGACCGCUCCAAGAUCAUCAUCCCGGAGCCGAUGAAGCGCCUCUACGCUGAGAUCAUGGGCCACGAGCUCGACUCGGUCAACAUACCCAAGCCGGGCCUGAUGACCAAGUCGGCCAACACAGUGCGAAGUUUUACACACAAAGAUAGUAAAAUCGACGAUCGGUUUCCGCACCACCACCGGUUUCGGCUGCACUUCGACGUGAAGAGCAUUCCCGCGGACGAGAAGCUGAAGGCGGCGGAGCUGCAGCUGACGAGGGAUGCGCUCAGUGCGCAGGUGGUGGCCAGGACGUCGUCCUUGGCCAGUGCGAACCGCACCCGCUACCAGGUGCUCGUCUACGACAUCACGCGGGUGGGCGUGCGCGGGCAGCGGGAGCCGAGCUACCUGCUGCUGGACACCAAGACGGUCCGGCUGAACAGCACGGACACGGUGAGCCUCGAUGUCCAGCCGGCCGUGGACCGGUGGCUGGCCAGUCCGCAGCGCAACUAUGGACUGCUCGUUGAGGUGCGAACGGUACGGUCGCUGAAGCCGGCGCCGCAUCAUCAUGUACGCCUGCGCCGCAGCGCGGACGAGGCGCACGAGCGGUGGCAGCACAAGCAACCGCUGCUGUUCACCUACACAGACGAUGGGCGGCACAAGGCGCGCUCCAUACGGGAUGUGAGUGGAUCGGAGGGCGGUGGCAAGGGCGGCCGGAAUAAGCGGCAGCCAAAUCGAAGACCUUCGCGGCGCAAAAACCACGAUGACACCUGCCGGCGGCAUUCGCUGUACGUGGAUUUCUCCGACGUGGGCUGGGACGAUUGGAUUGUGGCACCGCUGGGCUACGAUGCGUACUAUUGCCACGGCAAGUGCCCCUUUCCGCUGGCCGACCAUCUCAACUCCACGAACCAUGCGGUGGUACAGACGCUGGUCAACAACAUGAAUCCCGGCAAGGUGCCAAAGGCAUGCUGCGUGCCCACGCAACUGGACAGCGUGGCCAUGCUCUAUCUCAAUGACCAAAGUACGGUGGUGCUGAAGAACUACCAGGAGAUGACCGUGGUGGGCUGUGGCUGUCGAUAGAUUCGCCACCCAAAUGCCAACACCACCUCCACCACCACCACCAGCACCAGCACCACCCGAGUGGAAAUCGCGAGCGAGAGAGCAUCAAAUGCUGUUUGGUUCCAAGCCGUCAAUGCUUUAAACACAACGCAAACAAAAUGGACUGAAUAUUUGAAUUUUAAGUGUAAAUCGUUAGACUUUAAUUGUAUGGAGUAAACAGCGGCAGCCAUGGCCACGCCCCCAAGAGCCACAGAACCACCCGCCAACAACCACCAAACACCCAGCACCCACCGCCGACCUUGGAGCCUCUGUCAGUUUUGCCAGCCAGGCUGGGAAAUACCAACCAGAUCAGAGUGAUUUUGAGUGAAAGCAGCGUCCACUGUAAAUAGCCGCCAUGCCACGCCCCCUCCCCACAGCCCUGAGAAGCCGCCCCCAUCCCCCCAGAUACUUCAGAUAUUAGAUACUUUUGUAUCUGUGUGAGCCGCUGCUGCUGCUGCUACUGCUGAAAAAGAAGUAAGAAUAAGUGCGACCAAUUGAACAAAUUGUAUAAAAAUGCUAUAAUAUAUUUAACAAACUGGUAUCUUAUGUACGUACAUGUUUGUGGAAAGGAGAAAGAACUAUUCUACUAGCCGUUUUUUUAUUGAUAAUUUUAUAAAAAAAAAAGCAAACCAUUUGUAAAUUAACUAGCGAGAGUAUAAUCGAGUAAUGACUUGAAAUUACUUAGGAACUAUCAAAACCUAAACACACAUAACUAGUUGUAGCAAAAAAACCGAUAUUGCAUAUUGUAACUCUCUUGUAUAUGUACUAAAUACCUAUAUACUUUAUAUGCAAUACACACACCAGCACACACACACACACUUUCAUCCAUAAGCACACACACAAGCGCACACACACAUAUCGACGAAAGGGUAUUUGAAACUACUUUUAUUCGAAUUCAACUAAACAUAACUGUAUAAACAAAACGUAUGCUCUAUAAAUAUAUGAAUAACUAUUUACAUCGUUAUGCGUUCUAAGCUAAGCUCGAAUAAAUCCGUAAACGUUAAUUAAUUUAGAAAUUUAAGACUUAACGCCUAAGCUCAGCAUGUUGGAUAAAUUAAUAGAAAACGAAAAACAAAAACAAAACAAAAAACCCACAAAAAGAAAACCCACGAUGAAAGUUGAAAGGAAAAUAUCGAUUCGUGCCUGAUGUUGCAGAGCACGAUUUGUAUAUGUAAUUUUUUCAUAUAAACUUUAUUAUUUUAUUUAUUUAAAACAAAGCAUAUUUUUGAUGACGACGAUGAUGAUGAUGCGGGAGCAAUGAGGAAAAAGAAAGAU